Mesocricetus auratus (golden hamster) is the source of this 2654-nucleotide messenger RNA. RefSeq names its product somatostatin receptor 2 (gene Sstr2). Gene Ontology annotation, molecular function: neuropeptide binding; somatostatin receptor activity. Lineage: Eukaryota; Metazoa; Chordata; Mammalia; Rodentia; Cricetidae. Gene Ontology annotation, cellular component: membrane; neuron projection. Gene Ontology annotation, biological process: cellular response to glucocorticoid stimulus; cellular response to estradiol stimulus; neuropeptide signaling pathway. The record is from RefSeq and is a predicted model, not a curated record. The coding region runs from base 400 to 1509 and encodes 369 amino acids. The transcript has 2 exons.
GUGGGGAAGUGUGCCCAGGGGCUGCCACCCGCCUGGGCCAAUGCUAGCGGUGCAGCCACCGGCGCGCUCGCGAGGCCACCAGCGUCCGGAGCACCAGUCCGCUGCUGGGUGUCAAUGAUCUGCAGGCCAGGCUAGCCCUCUCGGGGCCCGGGUUAGCACUCUCAGAUGCCAGAAGGGCCCGCACGAGCAAGCCAAGGAAGCUGAGAGCCCAGGAGCCAAGCUGCCGCACUCACCGGCGCCUGACUGGGUAAAAGCACAGCUUCUGGAUGCCGGGGAACCCAGAGAACCGAGUGCUCGUGGAAGGCAAGAUGUCACCGUAGAUUCUUGGCCCCACAGAGCCCACUGAGGUGAGAGGAAGAGCUCUGGACUGCUUGGUUCUAAACUGACUGAAAGGCAGACAUGGAGAUGGCAUCUGAGCAAUUCAAUGGGAGCCAAAUAUGGAUGCCCUCUCCAUUUGACGUCAAUGGCUCCCUGGGGCCGAGCAACGGCUCCAACCAGACAGAGCCAUACUAUGACAUGACGAGCAACGCAGUCCUCACGUUCAUCUACUUCGUGGUGUGCGUCGUCGGGCUGUGUGGCAACACCCUCGUCAUUUAUGUCAUCCUCCGCUACGCCAAGAUGAAAACCAUCACCAACAUUUACAUCCUCAAUCUGGCCAUCGCAGACGAGCUCUUCAUGCUGGGGCUGCCCUUCUUAGCCAUGCAGGUGGCACUGGUUCACUGGCCUUUUGGCAAGGCCAUCUGCAGGGUAGUCAUGACCGUAGACGGCAUCAAUCAGUUCACCAGCAUCUUCUGCUUGACCGUCAUGAGUAUCGACCGCUAUCUGGCCGUGGUCCACCCUAUCAAGUCAGCCAAGUGGAGGCGACCCCGGACGGCCAAGAUGAUCAAUGUGGCUGUGUGGGGUGUCUCCCUGCUGGUCAUUUUGCCCAUCAUGAUAUACGCUGGCCUCCGGAGCAACCAGUGGGGGAGGAGCAGCUGUACCAUCAACUGGCCAGGUGAAUCUGGGGCGUGGUACACAGGGUUCAUUAUCUAUGCCUUCAUUCUGGGCUUCCUGGUACCCCUCACCAUCAUUUGUCUCUGCUACCUGUUUAUCAUCAUCAAGGUGAAGUCCUCUGGAAUCCGAGUGGGAUCGUCCAAGAGGAAAAAGUCGGAGAAGAAGGUCACCCGCAUGGUGUCCAUAGUGGUGGCUGUCUUCAUCUUUUGCUGGCUGCCUUUCUACAUCUUCAACGUCUCUUCUGUGUCCGUGGCCAUCAGUCCCACCCCGGCCUUGAAAGGCAUGUUUGACUUUGUGGUGAUCCUCACCUACGCCAACAGCUGCGCCAACCCUAUCCUAUACGCCUUCUUAUCUGACAACUUCAAGAAGAGCUUCCAGAAUGUUCUCUGCUUGGUCAAGGUGAGUGGUACAGAUGAUGGGGAACGGAGCGACAGUAAGCAGGACAAAUCCCGGCUGAAUGAGACCACGGAGACCCAGAGGACCCUCCUCAACGGAGACCUCCAAACCAGUAUCUGAGAUACCCGGAAAUACGACACGCUCACACGCACAAGCCAAGCCUGCCUCCUGGCAGCACGCUUCCCACUCACCUGCUUCCUGCCUCCCCACCCAUCAUAGCCGGCUUGUUCUACACGAGCCCAGUUCAGAGGACAGGAUUUGAGUCUGCUUGUCUAAGAGUAGAGUCCACUGGUUACGUCUCCCUUAAAGUGAACAUUUUCGUGCAGGCAGACAAUUCAAAGUCUGGAGAAGAGGACAUCAUUGCCUGGGUGUGACCUUGAGGAAAGCCGCUGCCCAGGAGAAAUCGGAAAGAAAGAAAAAAAAAAAAAACUAAACCCAAACGCUGUGUAUGUGUGCUUAUACACUUUGUAAUCUUGUGAUCUGGUAUUUACAUUUGUAUAUUCUUAUAGUCUCUUCGGAGCCAGUACAUAUGUGUCCUGUGUUUAUAGACAGAAGUAGCUAGUUUGUGUGUGUCUAGUAUAGGUGAACAUUUACUGCAACACUGAACCUGAAGAAAUGGACUUGCCAUGACAAAAUCAAGUUUGAGCUUCCGGCAUCUCUCUUACAUGGGCCUUUCCCAGACCCAGGAGGCGUGUGAGCAGUGUGCACACACGACAGUAUGUUUUUUGGGGGGAAAAAAGGUAAAAGGAAGGUAUUUUUGUAUUCUUCUUCCUAGAGGGCCCCUAAACUAUAUAAGCUUCUUAGCUCACAGGCGCUGCCCCUGAGCCUGGACAGCUGUUUCCUCAAUUUCAGACGAGUUAGGUCAGAGUGAAAUAGAGGGGAACAAACUGUGAGAGUCAGAAUAUAAACACCAGUUUGCCUCUCAGAUACAAUCGGUUACUCAUUUACCCAAAAGGACUUCAAGGGUUGUGGUCAUCGAUCACUGUUUAUCAAGACAAAACAUGCUUUGUUAUCAGAUUGUAUUUUUCUCUCCUCAAAUUGCUUUAGUUUUACCUGGGGGGAUAUGGGGAAGGGGUGGGGUCAGUGGCCCGAAAGGCAAAAGACAGACUAUGAUUCUUAUGAGUAAAAAAUUUAUUCCUCAACACACACACACAAUGAGAAGAAGAAAAAUGAAGUAGAAUUUUACCUUUAAGAGAAACCAUGAAAUUGCUUUGUUUUUAGCCAGAUAAGACUUUUGAAUGACAGAAAACAUCUUCUCAAAGGUG